AUGAUUGCUUUCUUCUGUGCAAUAAUAUUUAAUACACCAGUUGCAGGCCUUGGUGGGAUUAUCAGAUAUGUUGAAUUUACAACCCAGGUAGAGCUGAACUGUGGGUGUCUUUCUGAAGACGGCUUAAAUAAAUCAAAAAGAUGGUAUAAGAAUGGAUCCUUAAUUAAAAUAUCGAAAGACGAUUGGGGUCCACUUCUGGUAAAUAAUGAUAAAACAUUGCUGGUACAAAGUGUCCGAAACCUAAAGAAAAACAUCACGUAUGAAUGUAGGGUUGUUCAAGGAGAUGGAUCAGAAAAUCUUUGUAAAAGUUACACCGUAAAAGCCUUUCAUUGCAGACACCAUACAGAAACAAUUGAGCCCCAGAAUGUGACCAAUCUGGUUGUAGGCGACUCACCAGUGUUCACAUGUAAACACUACUUCGCUUGCGACAAAGUUAAUGAAGAUCAUUCAGUCUCCAUGAGAACCAAGGCUAAACACAUUGGGAACAUUUCAUGCACCAUCAGUGAUCAAAGAUUAACCCAUGAAUGCAAACUGCAAAUUCGAAAUAUAACAGAGGAGGAUUUUGGAAAAACUGUUCAGUGCGUUGUGAAUGACAGCGGAAUCAUUUUUGUACAUGAUGCAUUUCCAAUUAAAAGAGGUAAAAGACUUUUUUCAAGACAUUAA
This is a messenger RNA of Saccostrea echinata, 663 nucleotides long. RefSeq lists its product as uncharacterized. The transcript has 4 exons. The record is from RefSeq and is a predicted model, not a curated record. NCBI's taxonomy places the organism in Eukaryota, Metazoa, Mollusca, Bivalvia, Ostreida, Ostreidae. The coding region runs from base 1 to 663 and encodes 220 amino acids.